Messenger RNA from Amyelois transitella, 1591 nucleotides. RefSeq names its product galanin receptor type 3 (gene NGR-A17). The transcript is spliced from 5 exons. Gene Ontology annotation, biological process: G protein-coupled receptor signaling pathway. The record is from RefSeq and is a predicted model, not a curated record. Gene Ontology annotation, cellular component: membrane. The coding region runs from base 357 to 1454 and encodes 365 amino acids. NCBI's taxonomy places the organism in Eukaryota, Metazoa, Arthropoda, Insecta, Lepidoptera, Pyralidae. Gene Ontology annotation, molecular function: G protein-coupled receptor activity.
AGGGGCACGCACGCCGCCCGCCCAAAACACAGGACUUUUCGUUUUAAUAUACAAAAAAAACUUUCAUACAAAAAAAUAUAGAUAGACUAUUUUAUAUAUAUGGUCUUGCAGUGAUUAUUUCGUGAUGAAAUAUUUUCCGAAAAUGUGACGUUUUAAAAUUGUGACUUUGGAAUAUUCAACGAAUCUUUGUUUAUAAGAAUUGAACUUUUAGUACCUACAUAAUUGUUGUUCAAUGUUUCUUAGAUUAAAUGUGUAUUAUUUGUUCAUGAAAUGGCUGAUUUGUUUCGGAAAGAAAGCAAAUAGAAAUGCCAGCUAAGGUUUUUGGAUUUUAUGAGAGCACCUGAGGAUGCGGCGUGAUGUUCACCAACAGUACCGAGGAGGUGGCGGAGGAAGCUCGCAUCCACGCAGUGGCAGCUCUGGUAGCGUUGUACGUGUUGGUGUCUGCUAUUGGAAUCAUUGGCAAUAUAAGCCUAAUGGCGGCCCUGGCCUCAGGGGGCGCUGCCAGACUCCGGACGCCGCAGCUGCUGAGCGCCUGCGCAGCCGACUUCCUCGUGUGCGCCGCUAGCGCACCGCUGGCUGCCACCCGGGCCGCUAGGAUACAUUACCUGCCGUGCCAUGUUAUCUUUUACAUCGAGUCAUUCCCAGUAGCUGCCAGUACGCUCUCGCUGGUGGCGAUCGCGGCGGACCGUUGCGGCGUGGUGCGGCGCGGACAGGGCUUCUGUGCUAGACCCAUUGUGGUGGUUGUGAUUGUGUGGAUCAGCGCUUUUUUGCUUGGUGUGACAGCAGUAAUAACCACAUGCGUGCCGUGCCCGCCCCUGGCCGCAGCCCACGCCCUGGUCACAUACUGCUUUCCAGUAGCAGCCGUUGCCAGAUGCCACUGGGCCGUGAGGGUCAAACUAACUGCGUUGUCGCUAACCGCCCGAGCGGCCCACGGGGAACUCCCACUCCCAGUGCCACUGAUGAGAAGACCGACACAUGUCAUCAUCGUAGCCGGAGUGGGCCCCCGGGAAAGACGCGACGCGGUCGACGUCGGCGACGUCAGAAAGAAGAAACUUCAACCCAGCCUCUUGGGACCUCAACCGCAAACGUCGACGCUGCGCUCGCGACGUAGACUCGGCAACGUGCUUCUGGGUAUAGCAGCCAUCUUCGCUGUCUGCUGGUGCCCUCACGCCGCGAUCGUCAUUUGCAGCGCAUUCGGCCUGCACGCUCCAUUGGUGCUGAAACAAUAUGCGCUACUGCUCGGGUAUGCCCACUCAGCUAUAAACGCAGUCGCGUACUGGGUGUUGAACAGGCACGCUCUGACGUCAGCGUGCGCAGCGUGGCGUCUCCCGCAGCUGAGGGUCCGGGAGGAGAGACCUUCUUCGACGAACGAGGCAGCACUCGGAGCGUUCCACCCCCGCCUCGCCCGCCCCGCCCCCUCCCCGCGGCCGCCCCCCUCUAGCUUCCUCUAUUGAUGUCCGUCUAUCUUCUAAGCUCUGUCUGUGAUUCCUGUUUCUCAGUGCCUCGUAUAGUCUACGGCCGCCCAAUUUCGCGGGUGCGUCGCUCGUUUCGUCGUUAUAAACGUGGUUGUUCGAGAUUUUAUGGAGAAUAA